AUGCUUGAAUUAAGAAGUGUUGUUCUACUACUGAGUGUAAUACAAUCGUUUGUGCCGCAUGAAACGAGCGCAUCGAAUUUUGCAUACGUUGACGGGAAUGUGUCAUGCACGAUCAUUAAUCUCACCGAUCAAAGUGACACACAGGACUAUGCUUUUCUGACAAACAGCACAGAAGAGCUGAUAUUCAGUAAGGCCACUAUACUAGUGCUCGAUCUAACCAAACCACUCUCCAUCAUUACACCCUGGAAGAUUCUGAUAAACCACUCGAAUGUUACGCAGAUAAUUUUUCCUGCCAAGAUGAGUCCCAGCGUAGUGCAUCUGAUAGAAAUGGAAGUUAGGGAUGUGACUUUUGAAGAAAACCUUAGCUUGCAAGAUUUCCGAGCAGACUACACGUCGCUGCAAGUGGUUUCGCCCACGGUAUCGAAACUGUCCGCGCUAGAUAUACUCUGGGUAACUCACUCCCAGCUGACCAACUUUAGCUUCGACGUGCUCGAAAACUCCUCCGUUUCCCUGCUAUAUCUGGUGAGCAACAAAAUUGAAUCGGUAACGAUCUCACCGGGGGUGUUGUGUUGCCAACAUUUGGAAGAAAUAUUUCUUUCCGAUAAUCUGCUCACCAAACUAGACCUUGGCAUCGUGGCACUGAUGAGCAAGCUGAAGACUAUGAAUCUGGAAAACAACAAACUGACCGAUUUGUACAUGCAUGUUCCGAGUAUUUUGCAUGCACCAAAGCAAGACGAGGGUGAAGAUUCUGGAUUCUGUUCGUGGCGUGAGUACUACAUUAAGCAAGAGAAAACGGAGGAAGAGCUCAGCACGCCCAACUGUACGGACUAUUUUGCAACGCUGCUUUCGCUCCAUUUUCCAAGAAACAACAUUGUGAAUUUAAAUUUCAGCACCUUCCGUUUGAUGAACAAUCUUAAUUCACUAGAUCUAUCGAAAAACCGAUUGAUUAAUUUGAUGGCUUCCGAUGAUGAGGCACCGAUCAGGUUGACUGAGCUGUUCGUUUCAAAUAAUAACAUAACAGACGUCUACUUGAGACCUUUCGUCUCGAUGAAAGCAAUCUAUCUGUGUGACAAUUAUGUGAAGGAAUUGAAUAUGAGCAGCUUGCCGGAGGAUCUUGACUACUUGAACUUAAUCAACAAUCCGCUGAAUUGCGAAGAGUUGGCUCAUAUGAAAAGACGCUCCACGGUUCCAGUCUUAGGUCCGUACACGGAAUGCUAA
This is a messenger RNA of Anopheles maculipalpis, 1218 nucleotides long. RefSeq lists its product as uncharacterized. The record is from RefSeq and is a predicted model, not a curated record. Lineage: Eukaryota; Metazoa; Arthropoda; Insecta; Diptera; Culicidae. The transcript is spliced from 2 exons. The coding region runs from base 1 to 1218 and encodes 405 amino acids.